This is a messenger RNA of Neoarthrinium moseri, 909 nucleotides long. RefSeq lists its product as uncharacterized. The transcript has 2 exons. Lineage: Eukaryota; Fungi; Ascomycota; Sordariomycetes; Amphisphaeriales; Apiosporaceae. Gene Ontology annotation, biological process: mitochondrial L-ornithine transmembrane transport. The record is from RefSeq and is a predicted model, not a curated record. The coding region runs from base 1 to 909 and encodes 302 amino acids. Gene Ontology annotation, molecular function: L-ornithine transmembrane transporter activity.
AUGGCGGACGCAGUCGAGGAUAUCACGGCCAAGGGUGGUGCCGUCUGGAAGGACCUGUUCUCCGGGGCUGCUGGAGGCAUUGCACAGGUCUUGCUAGGCCAGCCCUUCGACAUCGUCAAGGUGCGCCUCCAGACCAGCGCCGAGGCCAACUCGGCAAUCGGCGCCGCCAAAGCCAUCUGGACCAAGGAGGGCCCGCUGGCCUUCUAUAAAGGCACGCUGACGCCUCUCCUGGGCAUCGGCGCCUGCGUGUCAGUGCAGUUCGGCGGUUUCGGUCUGGCCAAGCGCUACUUCGAGACGCAGAACGCCGCCGGCAGCCGCGGGCGCCCGGACCUGUCGUACGCGCAGUACUACGGGGCGGGCGCCUUCGCCGGCGUCGCCAACACGGUGCUGUCGUGCCCCAUCGAGCACGUGCGCAUCCGGCUGCAGACGCAGCCCCACGGCGCCGCGCGCCUGUACGCGGGCCCCGUCGACUGCGUGCGCAAGCUGUCGGCGCACCAGGGCGUGCUGCGCGGCGUCUACCGCGGCUCGGCCGUCACGGUGCUGCGCGAGGCCCAGGCCUACGGCGUGUGGUUCUUGUCUUUCGAGUACAUGAUGAACCAGCACGCCGCCCGCAACCGCAUCGAGCGCAAGGACAUCCCCAGCUACCUGGUCGCCUUCUACGGCGGCCUGGCCGGCGAGGCCCUGUGGCUCGGCAGCUACCCGCUCGACGUCAUCAAGAGCAAGAUGCAGACCGACGGCUUCGGCGCCGGCCAGAAGUACGCCAGCAUGCGCGACUGCUUCGCCAAGACCUACAGGGCCGAGGGCUUGAGGGGCUUCUGGAAGGGUAUCGGACCGACCUUGCUCAGGGCCAUGCCCGUGAGCGCGGGUACUUUUGCGACGGUCGAGUUGACGUUGCGGGCCAUCAACUAG